Messenger RNA from Knipowitschia caucasica, 2688 nucleotides. The record is from the annotation of a GenBank genome assembly. Lineage: Eukaryota; Metazoa; Chordata; Actinopteri; Gobiiformes; Gobiidae.
AUGGAGCAAUGUAGGAAGGAAGUGCGCGCUCGUCCUCAAGCCCUGCCUCCUCUUCUUCUGCGAGUGAAAAGUUUACCAAACAAGUUUCCCAAAGAAGUGUUCGAGCGCGGAGGGGAGCGGGGAGAGACGCUGCUGUCACGGCCCGGGCGCUUCCUCAGUCCGUGCUCCUGUCUCCUGUGCGCACGGCGUCAUGGAGUUGGCUUCACUCUCUUCCUUGUUGCUUCGAACUUUGUGAAAGUGGCCGAGUGUCCUUCCUCCUCCUCCUCACCCCUCCUCUCCUCUCCUCCCUCGCGUGUUUUCUCUUCUGUGGGAAAAGCGCGACCUCUCGGGGGGGUUGAAUAUUAUCCAACACAUCCUCAAUCCACCCUCAACGCACCCUCAACGCACCCACAAUGCACCCACAAAGCACCCUCAACGCACCCACAACGCACCCUCGACGCACCCUCGACGCACCCUCGACGCAACCUCAACGCACCCACAACGCACCCACAACGCACCCUCAACGCACCCUCAACGCACCCACGACGCACCCUCGACGCACCCUCGACGCACCCUCGACGCACCCUCUACGCACCCUCUACGCACCCUCUACGCAGCCUCAACGCACCCACAACGCACCCUCAACGCACCCUCAAAGCACCCACAACGCACCCUCGACGCACCCUCGACGCACCCCCGACGCACCCUAGACGCACCCUCGACGCACCCUCAACGCACCCUAGACGCACCCUAGACGCACCCUCGACGCACCCUCGACGCACCCCGACGCACCCUCAACGCACCCACAACGCACCCUCAACUCACCCUCGACGCACCCUCGACGCACCCUCAACGCACCCCCGACGCACCCUCAACGCACCCUCGACGCACCCUCGACGCACCCCCGACGCAACCCUCAACGCACCCUCGACGCACCCACAACGCACCCUCGACGCACCCUCGACGCACCCCCGACGCACCCCCGACGCACCCUCGACGCACCCUCGACGCACCGUCAACGCACCCUCUACGCACCCUCAACGCACCCACAAAGCACCCUCAACGCACCCACAACGCACCCUCGACGCACCCUCAACGCACCCUCGACGCACCUUCGACGCACCCUCGACGCACCCUCGACGCACCCUCAACGCACCCACAAAGCACCCUCAACGCACCCACAACGCACCCUCGACGCACCCUCGACGCACCCUCAACGCACCCUCGACGCACCCUCAAAGCACCCUCAAAGCACCCACAACCCACCCUCGACGCACCCCCGACGCACCCUCGACGCACCCUCGACGCACCCUCGACGCACCCUCGACGCACCCUCGACGCACCCUCGACGCACCCUCGACGCACCCACGACGCACCCUCGACGCACCCUCAACGCACCCUCGACGCACCCUCGACGCACCCUCGACGCACCCCCGACGCACCCCCGACGCACCCCGACGCACCGUCAACGCACCCUCUACGCACCCUCAACGCACCCUCAACGCACCCUCAACGCACCCACAAAGCACCCACAAAGCACUCUCAACGCACCCACAACGCACCCUCGACGCACCCUCGACGCACCCUCGACGCACCCUCUACGCAACCUCAACGCACCCUCAACGCUCCCACGACGCACCCUCGACGCACCCUCUAUGCAGCCUCAACGCACCUCGACGCACCCUCAACGCACCCUCAAAGCACCCACAACGCACCCACAACGCACCCUCAACGCACCCACAACGCACCCACGACGCACCCUCAACGCACCCUCGACGCACCCUCGACACACCCCCGACGCACCCUCAACACACCCUCAACGCACCCUCAACGCACCCACAACGCACCCACAACGCACCCCCGACGCACCCUCAACGCACCCUCGACGCACCCUCGACGCACCCUCGACGCACCCUCGACGCACCCUCGACGCACCCUCGACGCACCCUCUACGCACCCUCGACGCACCCUCAACGCACCCUCAACGCACCCUCAACGCACCCUCAACGCACCCUCAACGCACCCUCUACGCAUCCACGACGCACCCCAGACGCACCCCCGACGCACCCUCGACGCACCCCCGACGCACCCCCGACGCACCCUCAACGCACCCUCGACGCACCCUCGACGCACCCUCGACGCACCCUCGACGCACCCUCGACGCACCCCCGACGCACCCCGACGCACCGUCAACGCACCCUCUACGCACCCUCAACGCACCCACAAAGCACCCACAAAGCACUCUCAACGCACCCACAACGCACCCUCGACGCACCCUCGACGCACCCUCGACGCACCCUCGACGCACCCUCGACGCACCCUCUACGCAACCUCGACGCACCUCAACGCUCCCACGACGCACCCUCGACGCACCCUCUAUGCAGCCUCAACGCACCCUCGACGCACCCUCAACGCACCCUCAAAGCACCCACAACGCACCCACAACGCACCCUCAACGCACCCACAACGCACCCACGACGCACCCUCAACGCACCCUCUACGCACCCUCGACGCACCCUCGACACACCCCCGACGCACCCUCUACGCAACCUCAACACACCCUCAACGCACCCACAACGCACCCACAACGCACCCCCGACGCACCCUCAACGCACCCUCGACCUAACCCCGACCCACCCUCAACGCACCCUCAACGCACCCUUGACGCAACCUCAACUCACCCUCAACGCACCCACGACGCACCCCUGA